This is a messenger RNA of Cryphonectria parasitica EP155, 468 nucleotides long. RefSeq lists its product as uncharacterized. Lineage: Eukaryota; Fungi; Ascomycota; Sordariomycetes; Diaporthales; Cryphonectriaceae. The transcript has a single exon. Gene Ontology annotation, biological process: regulation of transcription by RNA polymerase II. Gene Ontology annotation, cellular component: mediator complex. The record is from RefSeq and is a predicted model, not a curated record. Bases 1 to 468 code for a protein of 155 amino acids. Gene Ontology annotation, molecular function: transcription coregulator activity.
AUGGUCCCUCAACAACAAAUCGCAGACGGCGAAGGCCAACCCUAUACUCUCCCCGCGGGCCUUUCCCCCGACUCCAUCGACAUUCCCUCCGAGCUCGCCACCAUCCUCUCCCGCAUUCACUACGUCUCUCAACCCGCCCCAGAGACGACUGACCCUUCAAAUCCUCGCCCCAGAGACCAGGACGAGGGUGUGCGCCCGAAGGACCUGCCCACGGCGACCGACUCGCUCAAGCAUAAGAUCCAGCGCGCCCGCGCUGCAGUCCACACCCUCCCCGACAUAAAACGCACCAUUCCCGAGCAGGAGGCCGAGAUCGCAGAGCUGAAGGCGCACAUCGAAAAGCAGCGGGCUGCGCUCGGAAGACUGAAGGAGUAUGGGCUCCAGUUCGCCGCGGAGGAGACCAAUACUGACGGUGGUGACGUCGAGAUGGGUGGUACGGGAUCACAUUCUGCCGAGGGCGCUUCAGGUUAG